GGUCGCCUCGCUGCCCAUUGGUGCUGCAGGAGGUCUGUUCCUCCCCCCGAGAGGAAACUCUGAGGAGUGGGAGCAGAGAAGGAGCUCAGAGUGAGCUAUUUCCUCUAAUUAGCAGCCUCUCGUCUCUGGCAGCCUCUCGUCUGAAGAGCAGAAGAAGAAAUAACGGACAUGGACUCCUGCGCUCUGGAGCUGCUGGCCAUGCUGCUGUUCGUGGCGGCGUGGCUCUGCGUGUUAGCAUCUACCCUCCUGCCGCAGUGGCUAACCAUGUCCACCGCCCUGCUGCCAGUGGAGAGCUACGAGCUGGGCCUGUGGGAGACCUGUGUGGUGCAGGACGUGGGGGGGAUGGAGUGCCGGGCCUACGACAGCCUGCUGGGCCUCUCCAGAGACCUGAAGCUGUCUCGUUUCCUCAUGUGUGCUUCGCUGGCCGUGGGCGUGCUGGGCCUGCUGGUGGCGACGCCUGGACUCCACAUGGUGAACAGCUGCAGGGGGGGCCCCAAGAGGAUUUUGACCAGCAUAGGGGGGGUGCUGGGGGUUGUGUCUGGAGUGCUCUGUCUCGUCCCAGUGUCCUACAUGGCACACUUGGCCGUCAUGCAUUUCUUUGACGAUAAAGUGCCGGAUGUGGUUCCUCGGUGGGAGUUUGGAGACGCUCUAUUCAUCGGCUGGGCGGGGGGGUUCCUGCUGGUGGUGGCCGGGCUGCUGCUGGUCUCAGCCUGCUGGUAUUCACCGGGGGGGGGAACUGAGCCGGCGCUGCAGCGCAGGUACCAGGUGAUGAGCACCGACGUGUCCUUCAAGAAGCGAUCCGAGUACGUUUAGAGGACGACGACUUACCUGCACCAGGACCACCACCACCUGUACACCUCUAGACCUGUAGACCUGCACCAGGACCACCACCUGUAGACCUCUAGACCUGUAGACCUGCACCGUGACCACCACCUGUACACCUGUAGACCUGUAGACCUGCACCAGGACCACCACCUGUACACCUCUAGACCUGUAAACCUGCACCGUGACCACCACUUGUACACCUCUAGACC
Notothenia coriiceps (black rockcod) is the source of this 1034-nucleotide messenger RNA. Its product is annotated as putative claudin-24. The coding region runs from base 169 to 813 and encodes 214 amino acids. Gene Ontology annotation, molecular function: structural molecule activity. The transcript has a single exon. Gene Ontology annotation, cellular component: bicellular tight junction; membrane. Lineage: Eukaryota; Metazoa; Chordata; Actinopteri; Perciformes; Nototheniidae. The record is from RefSeq and is a predicted model, not a curated record.